Messenger RNA from Cavia porcellus (domestic guinea pig), 2238 nucleotides. RefSeq names its product ras homolog family member B (gene Rhob). Gene Ontology annotation, molecular function: GTPase activity; protein kinase binding; GTP binding. Gene Ontology annotation, biological process: small GTPase-mediated signal transduction. NCBI's taxonomy places the organism in Eukaryota, Metazoa, Chordata, Mammalia, Rodentia, Caviidae. Gene Ontology annotation, cellular component: cytosol. The record is from RefSeq and is a predicted model, not a curated record. The coding region runs from base 315 to 905 and encodes 196 amino acids. The transcript has a single exon.
GCCGCAGCCCGCAUCUGCCACCGCAGUCCGCCAGGCGUCGGCGGCGCUCCUACACGAGAGGCCCAGCGCGGCCGGCACAGAGCGAGGCCGAGUCCGCGGCGCGAGCCGCUUGUGCACAAAGCCGCGCGCGGGGAGCGGCCACCCCCAGGGCUGCGUGGCCGCUGCUUGGCGCGCCCUAUGCCCCCGCGCCCCCGCCGCGGCAUCCCAAGCGCAGCGUCCCAGCGCGCCGCCGCGGGGCCCGGGCGCAGCUAGCGACCCCCGCCAGAGCCAGCGAGCGAGCGAUCGCGGAGCGGCGAGCCGGGGCCCGCGGCUCCAUGGCGGCCAUCCGCAAGAAGCUGGUGGUGGUGGGCGACGGCGCGUGCGGCAAGACGUGCCUGCUGAUCGUGUUCAGCAAGGACGAGUUCCCUGAGGUGUACGUGCCCACUGUCUUCGAGAACUAUGUGGCCGACAUCGAGGUGGACGGCAAGCAGGUGGAGCUGGCGCUGUGGGACACGGCGGGCCAGGAGGACUAUGACCGCCUGCGGCCACUCUCCUACCCCGACACCGACGUCAUCCUCAUGUGCUUCUCGGUGGACAGCCCGGACUCGCUGGAGAACAUCCCCGAGAAGUGGGUGCCCGAGGUGAAGCACUUCUGCCCCAACGUGCCCAUCAUCCUGGUGGCUAACAAGAAGGACCUGCGCAGCGACGAGCACGUCCGCACCGAGCUGGCGCGCAUGAAGCAGGAGCCCGUGCGCACGGACGACGGCCGCGCCAUGGCCGUGCGCAUCCAGGCCUACGACUACCUCGAGUGCUCGGCCAAGACCAAGGAGGGCGUGCGCGAGGUCUUCGAGACGGCCACGCGCGCCGCGCUGCAGAAGCGCUACGGCUCCCAGAACGGCUGCAUCAACUGCUGCAAAGUGCUAUGAGGCCGCGCCUGCCCGCCUGCCCUGCCCCCGCGAGCCCGGGGUAGGGGAGAGUCACACCCUGGGGCCCCACCGCACUGCCUGGCGUCUGUGGGCGGCCCAGGCCGCGAUCUGCUGUUGCACGGUGGACUGGCGUGGGCGUCGGGCGCCCCCUUCCCUGAGUCUGCGUCCGGCUGUGCUGCACAGGCCCGGGCGACCCACCGAGUGCCAAGGGGUUCCCGAGCAUCCUUUCUGAAGAGCCAGGCCUCGAGUGUGUGGCCGCGUGUGCGUUCGACUCCCCCGCUCAUUUGUUUUUACCCCACCUCCGCCGCUGGUCCCAGGGGCGCGAGGGGUGCCGACGCGUAGCCGCGCCCCAUCCGCGCCCCAUCCGAUGUCGCCUGUAACCAGCGAGCGUGUGCUGUCCCCUGCCUGUAACAUAGACCCAGGGAACUGCGGGAGGGAGGGCUGGGGAGGAGGGGAGGGUGUUACAUAAAUAUAGAUAUAAUUUUAUUUUCGGAGGUAAGAUGGUGGUGUUUAAUGGUGGUGGCGAUGGGAGUGAGCAGAGCGCCACAGAAGCCCCGGCCCGGGGUGGAUCAGGCGCCCAUCCAAGCAUGAACCGGACUUGGCUGUCUUUCCGACCCCUGGGGCUGAGGACGCGCUCCCGGGAGCAGCCCCCAGCGAACCCCUCACUUGCCUGUGGCCUGCAGGCGCUGCCGGGUUGAUUUUUGCCAUAGCGAACUUCCGUGCCUGUCCUACAAGUGGAAAUUGUUGGGUCUAAGAAACUGUUCCUUGAUUUAUUUAAAGGCUAAAAACUUUUUGUUGUUGAAAGAAUUCUUUGCACAAUUGUUUCAUUGUCUGACACUUAAUGCGCUUGUCAUUUGCAUAAGACAGUCGCAUUCUGACCACACUUGUAUGCUGUAACCUCAUCUACUUCUGAUGUUUUUUUUUAAUGAUGACUUUUAAAACAAAGGGGAAAAACCCACUGAUUUUUGCUUUGUUUUCUUGAAAAAAAAAAAAAAAAGGGACAACACUGUUUUGUGAAUUUUUAUUGUCCUCUGGGUAAAGGAAGGUAACAAGUAUUGGGGUCUAUUUAAAACUUUUUUCACAAGGCAGUCUCUACAGCUCUGUAAAAUUUUCUCUGCAUCUUAGUUCAGAGAGUAGACCUCCCCGCUUCCUUUAUCCUCCCCCUCUCCCAGCCCAGUGGUACUUCUACUAAAUUGUUGUCUUGUUUUUUUUAUUUUUUAAAUAAACUGACAAAUGACAAAGUGAUGAGCUUAUGAUGUUUACAUAAAAGUUCUAUAAGCUGUGUAUACAGUUUUUUAUGUAAAAUAUUAAAAGACUAUGAUGAUGACAUUUA